Molecule: messenger RNA, 6581 nt
Organism: Scatophagus argus
Lineage: Eukaryota; Metazoa; Chordata; Actinopteri; Scatophagidae
Product: CUGBP Elav-like family member 2
Exons: 13
Coding region: 317-1876 (519 amino acids)
Biological process (GO): regulation of alternative mRNA splicing, via spliceosome; mRNA splice site recognition
Cellular component (GO): nucleus; cytoplasm; ribonucleoprotein complex
Molecular function (GO): mRNA 3'-UTR binding
Source: RefSeq, a predicted model, not a curated record
CUUGCUGAGCAGGAGCAGGGAGCAGCGUGGUUUCAUACUUUUGUUGAGAAGGCCACGCCUCUGGUCUGCUGCUGCAGCUCGGUGUGUAGUGUGACAGCCGCUUGCCUUGAAUUUAUUUCAGCCGGGGACGAGAGAGAAAUUAGGAGGGACGAAUAAGGCGGAUAUCGUUGCCCUCUCUCUCUCUCAUGCAGUUUUGAAGAAGACGCCCCCUCCCUGCACCUGUUCUGCUUCGUCUUAUCGCCGUCUCGCCGGAGUUGAGCCUCUUGCGAGUGAGCGGACGUCGCUUCUCAUUGUUAGAUAGACGUUGUUUUUGAGCAUGACUUCGACGUACAACCUGGAUUUCCACCCUCUGGCCGAAAGUCGGCUAAUGACUUCGAGCGACACAAUCAACGGCAACGGCAGCAAGAUGAACGGGUCGCUGGAGCACUUGGACCAGCCAGACCCAGACUCCAUCAAGAUGUUUGUGGGACAGAUCCCACGCUCCUGGUCAGAAACCGAACUAAAAGAGCUGUUUGAGCCAUUUGGAGCUGUGCAUCAGAUCAACAUCCUCCGUGAUCGCACCCAGAAUCCUCCCCAGAGCAAAGGAUGCUGUUUUGUAACUUUUUAUACAAGAAAAGCUGCACUGGAGGCCCAGAAUGCACUGCACAACAUAAAGACCUUAAGUGGGAUGCAUCAUCCUAUUCAGAUGAAACCCGCUGACAGUGAGAAAACAAGUGCGGUAGAAGACCGAAAACUCUUCAUCGGAAUGGUUUCAAAGAAAUAUGGCGAGAACGAGAUCAGGAUGAUGUUCUCAUCUUUUGGACAGAUCGAAGAGUGCCGAAUUCUCAGAGGGCCAGAUGGUCAGAGCCGAGGCUGUGCGUUUGUCACAUUUGCUACCAGGGCAAUGGCACAGAAUGCAAUCAAAACCAUGCAUCACUCUCAGACUAUGGAGGGAUGUUCCUCACCUUUGGUGGUGAAGUUUGCAGACACACAGAGAGAUAAGGAGCAGCGGCGCCUGCAGCAGCAGCUAGUACAGCAGAUCCAGCAGCUCAACAGCGCCUCCACCUGGGGAAACCUGACUGGCCUGGGGACUCUCACACCACAGUACCUGGCUCUGCUCCAACAGGCUACAUCUACCAGUAACCAAGGCAGUUUCAAUGGUAUUCAGAGGCUUGGAGCGAGUGUGAAUCCCCUUCAGCUGCAGAACUUGGCCACGUUAGCUGCUGCUGCAGCUGCAGCCCAGAGUUCUGGCAGCCCAACCUCCACCAGCGCGCUGUCUACAAACAGUGGAGCCCUGGGAGCCCUGGCCAGUCCAGCAGCCGGUACAACAGCGGGGUCCAGCGCGGGUGCUGCCAUGAACACCUUGGCAUCUCUGGGCACCUUACAGGGUCUCACUGGGACCUCUGUGGGCCUCAACCUCAACGCUCUCACCAACAGCGUCAGUGGUAUGGGGGCGAUGAAUGGAGGCCUGGGAGCCUCCAUGGCCAACGGGUCAGCAGCCAGCUCCAUGGACGCUCUGACCCAAGCCUACUCAGGGAUGCAGCAGUACACAGCCUCCGCCCUGCCCUCCCUUUACGGCCAGUCCCUCCUGCAGCAGAGCAUUGCAGGCAGCCAGAAGGAAGUAGGGCCAGAGGGUGCCAACCUGUUCAUCUACCACCUGCCACAGGAGUUUGGGGACCAGGAUCUUCUGCAGAUGUUUAUGCCUUUUGGAAAUGUGGUCUCUGCCAAAGUCUUCAUUGACAAACAGACCAAUUUGAGCAAGUGCUUUGGGUUCGUCAGCUACGACAAUCCUGUGUCCGCGCAAGCUGCCAUCCAGGCCAUGAAUGGUUUCCAGAUUGGAAUGAAGAGGCUGAAGGUUCAGCUGAAGCGCUCCAAGAACGACAGCAAACCCUACUGAUCCUAGCCCCGGGGCCUCCCCCCCCCCUUCCCAGCUCUAUUGCUAGCACUGCUAGGGUAAGUUCACCCUCCAGCCAAGGUCACCACAGCAGAGACUUGGUGGGGAAGGGGGAAAGGAGCCCACCACAGGAGGGAAACUCAGUCUAUUCCUAAAAAAAUGAUUGCAAUGAUUUUUCCAGAUUUUACUGUAUUUCAUUCCUGCGGUUUUAUCAUGUAAUUUGCGUCGAAUUAAAUAUUUUAAAUUAUAUGAUUAUUUAUGACUAUCACUGGAGUCAGUGUUUGCUGGAGGUAUUUUGUGUCACUGUAAUUAGUGGAGAGCAUCCGGUGUGUUUCCAUGCCAUUUCAUUGCCUUCAGGUCAAGCUAGACAGGUUGACUAAGGAUCAGGUUUUGUGUUGAAGGGCUGAAGCCAGGACAUGUAGACCCACAGCUUCAACCAGCGUUUGGCUUUUUUUUUCUUUUUUCUUUUUCUUUUUUUUUAACAUGUAGUCUGUCUCGCUCAUUUGUCUUUUUUUAAUGUGAAAAUCUUUUGCACUCUAAGUCUUUGCUUCCCCCUCCAUCUCGCCCUUUUUUGUCUCCCACCCUUUCUCUCUGUAAGCCAUGUUGAGCUAGGCUACCUCUCUCUUUUCUCUAUUAACAACCUCUUCCAGUAAUUCCAUCCAUCCUCCAAGUCUCCCACAAGGGACUGGCUCUAGAUGGAUCCCUUUGGGUGCCAAGUAUACAGUUUGUGCAUGUUGGAGUCUCUGCCAUAUGUCCUAGUGGUGUCAUUUUCUUAAAUCUGUGUAUUGUUUUUUGUGUGUUGGGGGUCAGAAGGGGGUUGUUUACCGCACUGUCCUUAUUGUAUGUGGUGAUUGGCAUUGUUUUUGUUGGUUUUUGUGCCUCAUGGCUAAACAAUUCUUGUGCUGUGCCCCUAACUUUCUCUUCUCUCCUCUCUUUGUCCUCUCUCUCUCUUUUUCUCUCUCUUUCUCUCUCCCUGUCUCCCUCUUCCUUUUGUGUUUUUGUUCCUUUUUUAGAACAAAUCUCCAUGCCUGUUUGCUCAUCAUUAGCCUAGCAUGUCUUCAUGAUGUUGAAAGCCAAGCCAAACUCCUGGCCUCAUCAUCCCACCAUUGUCUGUGAUGUCUCUCUAAGCUCGCCUGACCAAUACCUGGCCACCCACUGACCCUUGACCUUAGCUCAACCUGAUUUUUCUGCAUGUAUAUUCUUUUUUUGUUGUUGUUGUUGUUCUAUAUAGAAAUGUGACAGGUGGGAGAGAGGUCAAACAAAUCAAUGUGAAAACAUACCUGCGUUGAAUUCAUUUAAGAGACUUUUUUUUUUUUUUUUUUUUUUUUUUUUUUGCAAAUGUUUUAAAACCUGUGGGAUUUCUUAUUUUUAAUUUAGCAUUGUUUUUUAUGUUGCUUUUCUUUUUACCUCUCUCAGUAAAGUUCACUUGAAAGUUGAAUACAGGGAUUGGCACACAUCUGUGCUAUUUGGUGCCAUUAGCAAUAUGUUGGCUUCUUAAAAAAAAAAAAAAAACGAAACAAAACAAAAAAAAACAUGCUACAGACCACUUUCCAACACUUUUGAAAGUCUGAAUCGUAAAACCCCUCUCAGUGCUCUGUAAUGAUCUCUACAUUUUGCGGGCAGUGUGAAGAUUUACACCAAGGCUAUUUAACUUCUUUUUUUUUUUUCUUUUUUUUUUUUUCCAUUUACAAAAAUACCCUGUGUAUUUACCUUUUUUUGAACUAUUGAUGGCACAAUAAAAGGUACAUUUGCUCUGUUUAGAGAAAUGACUACCGACAUGAGUCAACUUUUUUAGAACUGAUUCACAAAUAGACAAUCUGUGGUUUAAAUGCACACUUAGAUUACCUAUAUUUUAUACCAUUGAAGCUAUAGAAGUUUAACUAACAGAACCCAGGAAAAACUUUGGGUUUUUUGUAGAUUAUGUUGUUAUGUCAUCUGUGUCGGGGGGUGGGGGGUGUCUUCAGUGUACAUUUUUAAAUAAGGCUUAAAAAUCAGUUUGAUCAGUGUGACCGCUUGAGGGUCACUUCUGGUAAAUUUAAAAAACCCACUUUAAGUCAAGAAAUUCCUCUGCAUUAAUUGUAAUUUCAAUUUCUGAGGAAAAACUACUUUUUUCACAGUAUGUAGACUUAAUUUUUUUUUUUUUCCUGCGUUCAACUUCCACGGUACGUCUUGUUGAAUUUCUGUGAAUUUCUCAUUAAUAAUUUAAUUAAUGGAUGUUUCACUUUGGUUUAGUUUGGAUGCCUCAUGUUGAAAGAUGAUUUACACUGUCUGUUACUCAUACAGAUGCCAGACAAUGUCUUUUUUUUUUUUUUUCUUAAAGUGCCCAUGUGUUAAACUCGGUGUUUUGAAUUCAUACAGCAUACUUUCCUGUAAUAUUACCAUAUUUUUUUAAAAUUUCUUUGUUACACACACAUUUUCAAACAAUGCGACACACAAAACUCUUCCUGUAGUUGCAAAUGUGGGAGCCCCUGAAGAAGAGAUCACUUGGACACAACACACAACCUGUGGGUCUCUGCACAUUUUAUAAACACACUCACGCUUGCUUUUUUUUUUUUUCUUCCAAUUUUAAUUUUUUGCUAAUUUUUUUUUUUUUUUUUUAAGUGACUUCCAAUAUCACCUAUACACAAUGCACAGCACGUUAAUCCUGCUAAAUCCACCACAGUGUUGGUUUACAAGUACAUUCCAUUGUUUCAGCACGAAGUUUACACUUUUUUUUACCGGGGUGGUAUUUUGUCUGUUGUACCACAAGAUAACAACCACUUCACCCCCAAAGAAGAAGGGUUCCCUAAAACUGCUUACCUGAUGGCGCUAAAGAGUUGUCAACUCAGGGGCUUUUUUUUUGUGUGUAUGUGUGUGUGGGCGUGUGUGAAUUUGGACACUGACACAGGAUUACGACACAAAAUGCACAAUUGUCACCAUUUGACCUUUUUCAGUUGGAUUUUUUUUUUCUCUCAAACCGCAUAAAUAUUCCAAAAAAAGAAAGAAGGAAAUUAAAGGGUACCAAAUUUGAACCAGUGCUCGAGGAAAGUUGUAGUUUUGUAAGGUAACGUUAAGCACAAUAGUGGGAGCUAAUCAUUUUUGCAGAAUGCCGUGUGUGAGAGUGUGUGAGUGAGAGUGACUACAAUCCCAACAUUUUCAAGGUACCACUGAUUUCACUUUUUAAUAUGGGCAUGUGCUUUUUACAGUGUGUUUUUUCUAUCCAAAUGCAAUACAAUAUUCAAAGUGCCAUAUAUACGUAUAGAAACUGCCUACACAUCCUUAUUAGGCCUUGGUUUAGAGAUUGCUGCAGUUAGCCUUUUUUUUGUUGUCUAUUAACGCCAGUGUCAUGAAGGCUCUUGUCACCUGCUCAUGUGCCCCCACUCUGUGUUGAGUUAUUGGUAAAUGUGUAUUGUGAUGUGCUCGAUUUGAACAGCUGGUUUUAAAAAAAAAAACUGUAGAUAAACAAUAAACUUCCCUCUACAUUUGAAGGUUAAACCUCCUUUCUUAGUGAGUGUGAACACAUGUAUACUGUAACACUUUACAAUCGAUCACUCAUUGUGUCAAAGACGAGCUGAAACUCAAGAAAAGACGACUUGGGUGCCAUAUUAUUAAGAUCUUUUGAAUGCUAAAAUUGUGUCAAACACUGAAAUGAUUGCAGAUCUAUGGAGAUAAUGCAGUGUGUAGUGAAGUGUUGCUGUGAAUGAUUUAAAAAAAAAAAAAAAAAAAAAUAGAAAAGAAAAAGCACAAUGUACAGUCCCAACAGGAACUUGACUCACUUCAGGGGCUUCCAUCACAAAUCCCAUUCAAGCUCUAACAAUCACUUUCUUUGUUCUGCGUGUUCAUAUUCUGAAGUGCUAUUUUCUGACAGUGUGGUAGCUUUGCAUCUCUAUAGAUAUUGUCUUGAUCCAAAAGAAAAGAGAGGAAAAAAAAAUAAAAAAUCUUGCGUUAUUUUCUUGUCUGAUAAUCGGUAGGACUUUGUUCAUGUUCCACCAAUAAUUUAAUAGAUGUUUUAUCUUGUCUUGAUGAAAGCCAAAGUGGGUGCAUCUUGAUGUGAUCUGUAUUAUACAUACAGUAGAUUUUUUUUUUUUUCUGUUCAGUCAAUAUGAAUUUUUUGAAACUGGGUGGGAUUUGAAAAAGAAGAAAAAGACAAACAGGCUUUCCAAUUUCUACAACUGGUUGUUCAUAUGUAUUUUGUACCAGUGAAGCUUUUAUAUUGGAAAUUAAAGAAAAAAAAAAUCUAUAUUGGAAAAAAAAAAUUGUCUGGCCUCUCAAUGUGGCCUCGCCUUGACCAGGUCUUGAGUUCGGCCUCUUGGUGGUGUCCAGCAAUUUUUUUUUCUUUUGUUUUGGUCUCUUUUUUUUGUUUUUUGUUUUAUUUUACUUUGAUCUCUACAUGUCCCUCACUUCGUUAAUCAGUUUCCGUUUCGGGGGGGUUGGGAUCCUCUAAAUCGUGGUAAGUUUCAUGUUAGUAUUUGUGCUGUCCACAUAGUUUAAUGGUCAUCAGGAUUUUGACAACUUGUGUGAAUAAUUGUCUUAGUUGAACAGUUAACUACAGUAUCUGUUUAGUUUGAGCCUUGCUUUUUUCCUUUUCUUUUUUACCUGUGUAGAGUUUUCCGUUUUUUCCCAUAGCGGAGUGUGUAGCCGAAAGACUCUGUGUUCUUUUUUGGUCAGUGUUUGUUCAUGUGUGGUGUGUUUCUUUGCCUCUGUCUCCAAAUUAAACCAUAUCCCCUAA